UGUCAUCGUCAGCUGACUCGUUGUCGAUUCACUGUGUCCGACAAGGUUGUUAUGACACUUUUUUAAUGCAUUGUUACAUCAUAUAUUAUGUUUACGACGUCGUGAAACGAACUCGUUGAGUGGAAUAUCGUUUCAUUCGUUUUGUGUUCAAUGGGAACGUCAUUUGAACCCGUCAAUCCGUCCGCUAAGUCGAGGAACCUUAGCUAGAAGUUCCAGCGGACUGUCUAGAAAAUUAUGUGAUAUUUUCUUCACUUCCAAAUCCUUCAAAGUGAUGGCUUCUAUUUGUCGCCGAUGGAGGCUAUGGAUUUUACCAGUUUUAACGUGUCUCUAUGCGCUACUUAUUAUAAUUGUGGUGCCAAUUUUGUUGGCAAAUUCUAUUAAGAAUGGUUUCGAACAGCAGGAUCAAGGAGCACUCGUGGGUGGUGCAUUCGUGUUGCUGGCACUACCCAUUGCUUUCUAUGAAAUUGUACAACAUAUGAUAUAUUAUACACAACCUAGGCUGCAGAAAUAUAUAAUAAGGAUAUUAUGGAUGGUUCCAAUUUAUGCAGUAAAUGCUUGGCUUGGUCUGGUGUACCCUGAGGGCAGUAUAUAUGUGGAUAGUUUGAGGGAAUGUUACGAAGCAUAUGUAAUAUACAAUUUUAUGAUGUAUUUAUUGGCUUACUUGGAUGCGGAUCAUCAAUUGGAACACAGACUCGAAAUGUCUCCUCAAGUACACCACAUGUUUCCUUUGUGUUGUUUACCUGAUUGGGAGAUGGGAAAGGAAUUUGUACAUAUGUGCAAACAUGGAAUAUUGCAAUAUACUGCUGUUAGGCCUAUAUCAACUUUAAUAUCUUUUAUUUGUGAACUGAAUGGAGUAUACGAAGAAGGUCAAUUCAGAACAGACGUCGCUUUUCCAUAUAUGAUUGCUGUAAAUAAUUUAUCACAAUUCGUUGCCAUGUAUUGUCUGGUGCUUUUCUAUCGUGCCAAUGCAGAAGCUUUGAAACCUAUGAAACCAGUUGGCAAGUUCUUAUGUAUCAAAGCGGUUGUGUUCUUCUCUUUCUUUCAAGGUGUAAUUAUAGCAUUGUUGGUCUACUUUGAUGUCAUAUCAAGUAUCUUUAAUACUAGCGAUGUGGAUGAUAUUAGAAAUAUAUCAUCAAAAUUGCAGGAUUUCCUAAUUUGCAUUGAAAUGUUUUUGGCGGCUGUGGCUCAUCAUUAUAGUUUUUCUUACAAACCUUUUGUAAAUUUAGCCCAAGGACAAGCAUGGUGGGAUGCAUUCAGAGCUAUGUGGGACGUCUCAGACGUACAUAAUGAUAUUAAAGAGCAUCUUGGCGUAGUAGGAUCGUCGUUGAGUCGCAGGAUACGUGGUCGCGGUGCUUACCAACAAACCUGGGGGAGUGCAACAGAACGUACGUCCCUCCUCCCAGAGGCAACUGUGACCACUGCUAGAAGUGCGCCUGCGUGUUCCUUUUCCGGUUAUAAUACAUCGGAAACCGACGCGACGAUCGGUUCCGUUGAUCAAAUUGCAGAUGUGCAGGAUACCAGUAACGGAGUAAAAACGUAACUUAGCAAUGUUUCAGAGUGGCCGAUAAUUUCAACAUUUUUUUACUUGGUCAAUAAAAGUUUUUACGAAGAGAUUAGGGGGUAUUGCGAAUUUUGAAGCCUACGAACUUGAAAUAUUUUAUCGUAUAUCUGGACCAAAGAUAGGGUAUAUUUUAUGUCGAAGUUGGUAUUUUCAGAAUUUAUAAAUGCAUUAGAACCACUGUAGCUUUUCUGGCUGAUCCAGCGAUUUACAUGGUCAAUUAAACUUCAAAGAAAAGAACAAUAUUUUUAAUAUGUUCCUACCAUGUUGUUUGUAACUUUGUAGUAUAUUUGAACUAUCUGGAGCAGCUGGAGCUGUCUAUUAACACGUCAAGUGCUGCGCUGGUCUUUGUUCAGGUGAAGUCACUCCUUGUAGAAUUUAAAAAUGAAUGUAAUUUAUUAAAAUAAUGUAAAUAAAGGGGGAGGUUUUCUUUAUAAACAUUACAAAAUGUUCCAACGUUUUUCAUUAAAUUUUUCAUAAUUUCCCGUUCAGAUAUCCGUUUAUCACAUUUUUUACUAAUCGAUUUCGGUUAUAUCUUACUGAUAAUAUGAUGUCUGGUCAGUAUUAUGUGACAUAAACGGAAAGUAGAACAAAAUAAGCUUGGCACUUAACGUGUGAAUAUGAAUUUAUGAAUAAUAGGAAUAAAUUUCAUCAAAAUACGUUGUAAAACUUUACGUACCACGAAAAGAAAUCUUUUAGAGAUAGAUUGCGUAUUUUAAUAAUCUCUACCACUUUUGUAAAAAAGCAUAUCUCAAUUUCAUAAGAACUUGACAAGUAAUUCUGUUGAGUGUCGGUGACAAAUUUCUUGUGCGAGCAAGUAUUACACGAUGAAAGAAACUUUCAAAAUAAUGUCUAUACAGAUAGAAUUAUGUCUAUGGAGUAAUAUUUGUCAUGUUUCUUUAAUCUGUUUAUAUUCAUUUUGUUCGUUAAAAUAGAAGAAUCAAUUUUAUCUCUUAGUACAAAUAUUUUAUUCUUAUAUAACGUAUUUUAUUUUCGUUAUAUAUGCUUUAGAAAAUGUUCAGUAGAUGUUUGUUUUGCAUCUAAAAAAACGUUUAGAAAUACUCGAUA
Molecule: messenger RNA, 2626 nt
Organism: Hylaeus volcanicus
Lineage: Eukaryota; Metazoa; Arthropoda; Insecta; Hymenoptera; Colletidae
Product: transmembrane protein 184C
Exons: 8
Coding region: 272-1540 (422 amino acids)
Biological process (GO): transport
Molecular function (GO): transporter activity
Source: RefSeq, a predicted model, not a curated record